Galleria mellonella (greater wax moth) is the source of this 2247-nucleotide messenger RNA. Its product is annotated as glucose dehydrogenase [FAD, quinone]-like. Lineage: Eukaryota; Metazoa; Arthropoda; Insecta; Lepidoptera; Pyralidae. Gene Ontology annotation, molecular function: oxidoreductase activity, acting on CH-OH group of donors; flavin adenine dinucleotide binding. The record is from RefSeq and is a predicted model, not a curated record. The transcript is spliced from 5 exons. Bases 63 to 1928 code for a protein of 621 amino acids.
UCGCGUCAAUUGUGAUCCAAACUUUGUAUCGUCAAGGAAGAUUUUUACUUUUGUGUGGAGACAUGCGGUGCAAUUUUUAUAUAUUAAUAAGCAUGACAUACGUGAUCUUAAGUUCACACGUCAUGGCUCAACGCGGUUCCAUCUUCGAAGCUGUGUCUGGAUUCAUUAGAGAUAGCCAGAGAGUCUUGAAUGGGGAAUUGCCCGAUUCUGAGGAAAUACUACCAGACUAUGACUUCAUAAUCAUCGGAGCUGGCACAGCUGGAUGCGUACUGGCUAACAGACUCACAGAGGUGGAAGAUUUUAAGGUGCUUCUUAUAGAAGCAGGCGGUAGUGAACAGAUGUUCAUGGACAUCCCAGUUCUCACCACCAUGCUGCAAUUCACGGAUGCCAAUUGGAACUACCGUACAGAGCCACAAGAGUCCGGUUGCAUUGGUAUGCGAGCUGGACGCUGCGCAUGGCCUCGAGGAAGAGUUGUUGGUGGUUCCUCUGUCCUGCAUUCGAUGAUGCACACAAGAGGAAACUGGCGCGAUUACGAUCGGUGGGCCGGUAAUGGUAAUCCAGGUUGGGACUACAAAUCAGUGCUGCGAUACUUCAAAAAAUCAGAAAAUAUGCAAAUACCAAAACUGGCCAAGAACAAAAAAUUCCACUCUACUAGUGGCGAAAUGACACUACAGUAUCCAAGUUGGCGUACUCCACUUUCAAAAGCAUUCUUACAAGCUGGAAUUGAGACAGGGGGGAAGGUCAUCGACUACAACGCAGAAAACCAAAUAGGAUACUCAAUUAUACAGUUCACGAUGAAUAAUGGUACGAGAAUGAGCGCUAACCGAGCCUUCUUAUAUCCCAUAAGAGACCGUAAAAACCUUCAUAUUGCUAAGAACGCAUUAGUUACCCGCAUUUUAAUAGAUCCUUGGACAAAAAGGGCAUACGGUGUUAAAUUUAAUAAAGAUGGUAAAAAGUAUGUCAUUUCGGCACGGCGUGAAGUAAUAUUAUCAGCAGGUGCAAUUAAUUCACCUCAAAUAUUAAUGAUUAGUGGUAUUGGGCCAAAAGAACAUUUAACAGAAAACAAUAUAACAACCAUUGUUGAUCUUCCUGUUGGCUACAACUUACAAGAUCAUUGGGCUCUUGGUGGACUCACAUUUACAAUUAAUAGUACUGACUCCAUUAGAUCUGAAAGAGUUGCUACACUAGAAAAUAUAAUUGAAUACUUCAGUUAUCAUACCGGACCGUUAUCGGCUCCAAGUGGUACAGAAGCAAUAGCCUUCUUCGAUACAAAAAACCCACAUAGUGACGAUGGCUACCCUGAUUUAGAAUUGCUUUUUGUCGCAGGAUCUUUAGUUUCACAGCCUACUUAUAAAGAAGCGUUUUCUAUUGACAAUAAUGUAUAUGACAAAGUUUAUGGGCCAAUAAAAAAUAAAGAUACGUGGAUGGUUUUUCCAAUGCUCUUAUUACCGGAAUCUAAAGGCCGCAUUAAAUUAAAAAAUAAAAACCCUCACCACAAACCACUGAUAUACGCAAAUUAUUUUUCUGACGAAGGGCACGAUCAGAAGGUGAUAUUAAAAGGAAUUAGAAAAGCAAUUGAAUUGUCAAAGACGAAAGCUUUUCAAAAAUACAAUAGUAAAUUACAUGAUAUUCCAUUACCGAAUUGUGCGCGUCAUGGGUUUAAUUCAGAUAAAUAUUGGUACUGUGCUAUGAAAACCAUUACGAAUACUAUUUAUCAUCAUUGUUGUACAAAUAAAAUGGGACCAAACAAAGAUCCAGAAGCAGUGGUAGAUCCUCGACUAAGAGUAUAUGGCAUUCAAGGACUCCGAGUAGUCGAUGCCAGUAUCAUGCCUCAUGUUCCUGCAGCUCAUACGAAUGCACCAACAAUGAUGAUUAGUGAAAAAGCUGCUGAUAUGAUUAAAGAAGACUGGGGGAUUCCAAUAUAUUAAUAAUAUUAUAUUUGACAAUAUUUGAUAUUCCCAGUAUGACUAAGAGAAAAUUAUUUUAAAUUAUAACAUAACAUUGAAAUUGUAUAUAACUUUAUUCUCAUUUAUAUAUAUGUUUAAGGGGUAUGGUACACUGUCAAGUACAUAAGAUCGUUAAAUCGGAUCAUAUAUAUUAUAUAAUUAUGGAAUAGAAAAAUGAUCUCAAUAGAAUAUUAUAGAACUACAGAAAGAGAGAUGUUUUAUUUAUUUUUACUAAUAUUAAAAGUUCUUCAAUAAUUUCAUAUAUUGAUAUAAUAUUGUUCUAUAUAAUGAUUCUAUGUAU